Messenger RNA from Eriocheir sinensis (Chinese mitten crab), 1202 nucleotides. Its product is annotated as carbohydrate sulfotransferase 13-like. Gene Ontology annotation, molecular function: sulfotransferase activity. Bases 1 to 882 code for a protein of 293 amino acids. Gene Ontology annotation, biological process: carbohydrate biosynthetic process. The transcript has 4 exons. The record is from RefSeq and is a predicted model, not a curated record. Lineage: Eukaryota; Metazoa; Arthropoda; Malacostraca; Decapoda; Varunidae. Gene Ontology annotation, cellular component: membrane.
AUGAUCGCUGACCCGGGGCUGGCAGUCGACCUCCGCAGUGACGCACUUCCUUGCAGAUCGUCAGCCAUGCGUCGCGGCGACGUGUCUCCGGUCUGGGCGGAGGGCGCCAAGGCACGGAGCGACGCCCUGGAGCGGCACGUCCAGGACACUUGCCAGAGGCUGCGAUUCCCGACGGACGGAGUGCACCGAGCGAUGGAACGCAUGCAUUAUGACGACUCGAGGAAAGUGAUCUACUGCUUCGUUCCCAAGUUGCCAGAAAAGAGUAACCAGAAUGUCUCCUGCAGGUACGCCAUCCACGCCUUUCUGCCCCGCCUGGCCGCCGACAAGGACAGAGAAGAGAAGCUCAGAACCUACAAGAAGUUCCUGAUGGUUCGUCACCCCCUGGAGCGGGUGCUAUCUGCCUUCAGGGACAAGCUCGAGACCCCCGAUCAGCAUCCCGCGGCUGUCUUUCAAAGCCAAAUUGAUUACUUCAGCAAGAAAAUAGCUGGCAUGAUAAAGGCAAAGUACAGGGGCGCCGCCUACAGGGGGGGCCACAACGUCACCUUCGCAGAGUUCCUUCGCUUCAUCUCCGAGGCGGGGCGCGGGACGCCGGAGCAGAGGAACGAACACUGGCGGCCCAUGCACGAGCUGUGCCAGCCGUGCGCUGUGCGCUACGACUUUAUCGGCAAAUACGAAAAUCUGAAGGAGGACGCGGACUACCUCCUCCAGUGGCUCGGGCUGACGGACCUGGUGGACGGGUUCCCCGCGUCCGACAGGACCUUCCACGCCAGCCGCCUCGACUCCAAGUACUUGGGCCAACUCAGCCACAGCGAUAUCAUGGCCUUCCACGCCAAGCACCUGGCAGAUUUCCUGCUCUUUGAUUACAUGUCAUUACACAUGUAAGGAGCGGCGGUGAUUUGGUAUGCUCUUAUGUUCUUUGGACUGCUCCUGCAGCCCAACGGAAGGAGGGGAGCCAGCCACCGUCCUCGGUGGGAGGCGCGUCGGGUGGCAGGAGAUGGCAGUGGCGAGGGUGGUGAAGCAAGUCGACGCCAAAUUUUCUGAGAGUGUCCUUUUCUGAGGCUUUUUCUGAGGCUGUCAGAGAGCCUCGACAGACUCAAGGGGUGGUCAGGGCCUUGUCGUAGGUGUGGUAAGUAGAGUUUAAAUAACCCUGAGCCCUCUCAAGCUGCUGCUGUUAGGUGAGGGUCACAAAUGAUGACCACGCG